AUGGAGGACGCGACGGAGGUGCGUACGGAUGGGAACUCUCUACUCAAGGCCGUGUUCCUGAGUCGACUGCGUCUGACACGCCUGCUGCUGGAGGGAGGGGCUUACAUCAACGAGAGCAACGAGCGCGGUGAGACGCCCCUCAUGGUGGCGUGCCGGACACGCCACACGGACGCACAGAGCGUGCCCAAACACAAGAUGGUUCGGUACUUGCUGGAGAGUGGUGCUGACCCAAACAUCCAGGAUAAGGCCGGUAAGACGGCCCUGAUGCAUGCGUGUCUGGAGCAGGCCGGAGUGGACGUCCUCUCUCUGCUGCUGGGGAGUGGAGCCGACCCCAGUCUGAAUGACCACUCUGGCUCCUCAGCUUUGGUCUAUGCUGUCAAUGCAGGGGACAAGGAGGCCCUGAGAGUCCUACUGGAUGCCUGCAAGGCCAAGGGCAAGGAGGUCAUCAUCAUCACCACGAACAAGCUACCUUCGGGAUGCCAGAUGACCAAGCAGUACUUGAACGUGCCUCUACCGCCCGACCUGGAAGAGCGCAUGCACUGCACCCCUGGCUCGGCCACCUGCUGCAUGUCCCCCUCAGACAUACAGCUCCGCACCCCUCCACAGGGCUCCCCCGGUGGUGGAAGGGGAACCACCAUCUCUGGUUCUACUGGUUCUGGUUCUUCUCAGCCGGGCUCCCCAACCAGGGACCCUAGCCUGUUACGAGGCCCCAGUCCUGGGGUGGUGAAGCUGCUCCAUGUCCAGCGGCUCCAAUCGGAGCCCUGGCUGAAGAUCCCUCCAUCCCUGCUGCUGCAGCAGAGCAAGACCUCUAGCCUGACCGAGGAGCUGCUGGACAUCACCCCAGAGGAGGAGCUCUCCUUCUGGGUCAACAGCUUGGCCUUCUCUGGGUCCGGAAGGGCAGGGCCUGGGGUACAUCCGACCCUCGCCCGUCACCAGAGCAUCGACGCCAAAGAUGCCACGGGGCUGCUAAGGGCCCUGGAGCAGGUGGUUGGGAGCGAGGGAGGUGGUGGAGGACGAAGGAGAGGCCUGAGUAGGAAGAUGUCUUACGACAGUGCUGCAGCUUCUUCCCACCCCAACCUCUUGCACCGGGGGGACGGAGGAGGCUGCCCCAACUGUCCCUGUGGCGGCCAUGAACCAGCCCUCCCAGUGGACAAAACCUCCCUAGACUGCUGCCUCCCUAACCUGGCCGUGUCCAGCCUAAGGAAUGUAGUCCGCCGCCGAAACAUCGGCAUGGACCACUAUAGCUCUGACUCCCAGCUGCCCCAGUUCGGCCACAGCAGCCACCCAGAGUGUAAUGAAUCCUACAGAGGCAUAGGGGGUGGUGUAGGGGGAACUGAGAAGCGUAAGCUGGUCACCAGCCGGUCAUCCACCCUGUCAGGCUCCAGGGAGUCCCUGGAGAGCACUGCCCAGAGAAGGGGACCCGCAAACCUGGAGAGAAGAGGCUCGGGGGCCCUGCUCCUGGAUCACAUCUCCCACACCCGGCCGGGAUACCUUCCUCCUAUUAACCCCCACGCACCCAUACCCGACAUCGGGGUCAGCCCCACCUCAACCUGCCCCAGCCUGAGUGGGAGCACCAAAGUACUGAAUCUGAAUGGGGGUGUUGUAGCAGGGCCGGGGUCAAAGCCUCUCGUCCCCUGUGCACCUUCCUUCCACAGGGAUCUGAAGUUUAAGACAUUGCUGAGAAGACACUCCAUGCAGACUGAGCAGAUUAAACAGCUUGUCAACUUCGAGGAGCUCUUCAGCCACUAA
Salvelinus namaycush (lake trout) is the source of this 1749-nucleotide messenger RNA. RefSeq names its product ankyrin repeat domain-containing protein 34B-like. Gene Ontology annotation, molecular function: protein binding. The transcript is spliced from 6 exons. NCBI's taxonomy places the organism in Eukaryota, Metazoa, Chordata, Actinopteri, Salmoniformes, Salmonidae. The record is from RefSeq and is a predicted model, not a curated record. Bases 1 to 1749 code for a protein of 582 amino acids.